Molecule: messenger RNA, 2044 nt
Organism: Wyeomyia smithii (pitcher-plant mosquito)
Lineage: Eukaryota; Metazoa; Arthropoda; Insecta; Diptera; Culicidae
Product: Golgi to ER traffic protein 4 homolog
Exons: 2
Coding region: 708-1784 (358 amino acids)
Biological process (GO): protein insertion into ER membrane
Cellular component (GO): BAT3 complex; cytosol
Molecular function (GO): protein binding
Source: RefSeq, a predicted model, not a curated record
AUCUUACUAUAAACCUCGUAGUUUUUUCCAGCACGGCAAUGUAUUGAAAUUGAGACUAGCAAGAUGCAAUUUUAAUUCAAUGGAAUUAAAAUUUACUCAGGUAAAAUGGAUUUCGACUUCAAAAUAUUUUGCUUAUGCAAUAACCUGGGGCCAUACAACUAAAACACACUCUUCUCAAAUAACUCGACAAAAAAUUGUUUCAUUCUUUAGUACACUUAACUAGAAUUUAAAAUGCAAACAACUCAAACAGCUUUGCAACGCUCACUCUUUAUCAUUACAAUAAUAUUUAAAUUAGCAAGGUUACACUUUUUGUUGGGCACACCUUCUUUUGCUUUGACCAAAGAAUGAACUCGAUUUGACAGUUCUCCACCUUCUCGCACCAUCUGACAAGGCGUAGUACGGAAAACGAGAAGUAGGUUUAUCGUCUGUUGCGUUUUACUCUCACAAGAAAAUCAUCUGGAAAUUGUUCUCGAAAUACCUGAAAAGUUGAGUUGAAUUUCACAAAAAAUCGCGUUGUUACGUGUGCGGCACAAUUCUUAACCAGCGCGGAUGCGGUGAGACGCACCAAAGAUUGUUUUUUCCCCUGAAAUUCGUCACGGUAUUUGGAAGGUGCUUUGUCGUAAAAGUUCAGCAGUGACCCUAGCGUGGGAAAAAAUCGAUUAUUGAUCGAAAAACAGAAUCCGCCAGCUCGACUCUAGAGCGAAACAAUGACCACAAAGGCGACAUCUGCGGCGGCUGGGACCGGCGCCCCAGGUGCACGUGGGGUCGCCCGUGUUCUGGCCAAACUGGAAUCUUCGGUUGAAUCUGGAAACUACUACGAAGCUCAUCAGAUGUACCGUACACUGUACUUUCGAUAUUUGUCCCAGAAGAAGUACGAUGAACUGCUGGAUCUGCUGUACAAGGGUGCUCUGACGCUCCUUAACCACGACCAACAAACAAGCGGAGCCGACCUUGGGCUGCUGAUUGUGGACACACUGGAAAAGGGCAAAAUCGUUGACGAGGCUGAAAAGUGGAUGCAAAAGUUAGCACUCCUGUUGAGUAAAAUUCAACCAAAUGUUAUCGAAAGGGAAACGCUGCUGGUAAAAGCAGUCAAAUGGAGUGCUGGUGUGUCCAACUCUCAGGUCGGCCAUCCAAUGAUGCACAAGCUGAUAGCGCAAAUCAUGUGGAACGAGGAUAACCUGUCCCAGGCACGGCAUCACUUUCUACUUUCAAAGGACGGCAGCAGCUGCGGCCACAUGCUGAUCCAGCUUAGUCAGACCAAGGGCUUUCCGUCCGAGAUGGACCUGUUUAUCGCUCAGGUAAUCCUCCAGCAGUUGUGCUUGAAGGAAACGACAACGGCGUCGAAAACGUUCGCAACCUACACUAAAUAUCACCCGGAAAUAGCGUGCAGCGAGCCCCCGUUCAUCACCCCGUUGCUGAAUUUUAUCUUCUUUCUGCUGCAAGCUAUCGAGGCCAACCAGCGCAAGCUGGUGGUAUUCAGAACCUUGUGUGAGCUGUACAAACCUUCGCUAGAGCGAGAUCCGUCCUAUGAAAAAUAUCUGCAAAAGAUCGGUAUGAUAUUCUUUGGAGCAAGCCAGCCACAAAGACCGCAACACGAGGGCAUCCCGGGAAUUUUCGGUGAUCUACUGAAUCAAUUCUUCCAAGGGCUGGAUGAUGACUUGGACGAUGAAUCGGCCAAUGGUAGCCAUCCCCACAACCAGUCCAGAACGGCGGCGGGGUCAACCGCAACAGGCGCAGGUUCUAGUCCGGCGGGUGGCCCUGGGGUGAAAGAAGAGCUCGAUUAAGCACCUGCAAGCAGUUUGGUUCUCGUUUGGUUGUUUAAAUUUUUGUGCUUCGUGGUGUUUCCAAGGGCUAAGGAUUGUGCAGAAGGCCGUCUAAGCUGAACUGCACGCGUCAAGCUAAAUCACACAGAUUUUAACAGCGUCUCAAAGUUUUGUUUUCUUUUCCAUCACGAGUACUAUCUAACUGGAUUUUUCGUUUAGCAAGUUUACGCAAUUGAAUUAUGAUAAUAACAAUAAAAGAAAAAUUUAGUGUAACCAAGGUA